UAAGGUAGGUAGGAAUGUCCAACCAUAUUAAUAAUAACUCUCAGAAUCUCUGCCCGAUUUUCACACUGUUUGGUUUGUUACAACGACAUGGAUAUAGCAAUAAUACAGAACAAUUUCACCAGAAAAAAAUAAAAAAUAUAUAUUUUUUCAAUCCUAUUUGUAAAAUAUAAUCCUACGUGAUCUGGUUUCAAUACUGCAUAGUGUUUUACAAUCAUAGAGUGCAAAAAACGGUUGUAGUUCCUCGUUCUCCAGUAACCCCGUUUGGCUCUUGAACGAACCUGGAGUGGGGAGACCUAUCUUGGGUUACGCUCCAGCAAGCAAUGAGGCGUCUACGUAUAUAAUGUCUAUGGAUUUUCAAACCGCUACUUCGCAGGUUUCAAGUGUGCUACCGCCAUCUUUCGGUCAGUCAUCACAGUGCAGAUACAGUACAUACAAACUUUUUGCCUUUUUUUUCAUCACGAAGGCGUUUGGCAUUUUAAUAUAUAAAACCCAGUUGUUACUGUUUUUUAAUGGAGUAAAGUUUCCAAUUUACUAAAAAAGAAGAGAGAAUUUCCAUGCCAAAAUGUACAUGUACGUGAGGGAUAAUUUCAGAUAAUAUUUUUUUAUCAUGUUAACUCAGGAACAGCAUUUCCUUCUCACAAAUUUUUUUGCCAUAAUUCUUAAAUAUUUACAGCGCUCAUUAAAAAGGGAGGGGGUGGAAAGCAGGAAAGAGGAUAUUAACUAUAAAAAGACGAUAUUCACAAUAAUAAUAAUUAAAUAAUGAUGGUAAAAUUAAUGAUAAAACGGAGUAACAUAAAUGAGCAGAAAAAAAAUCAAAUCAAUAAAAGGCUUUGUCUUUAUCAGAAAACAAACUGAUAGAUUCAGCCCGAAGACCUUUAUUUGACAGCCUCGAUUAUCCCAUUCAGUCACGUGGUCAAAGUUGUGUACCACGUGAUCCGUAUGACGCAGCCAGGUUGCUUGGGACAGCCAGUUGUAGUUUUGACUGUUAGCUAACGGGGUUAUUUGCGGGAGCUGAAGUGUCCGCGGUGCGUCCUAUCGCCCCGUCGGCUUUGCUGACUCUUCAGACCUGAGUUUGGAUCAUAUAUAACCACCAUCGGGUUUUUUUUUAAACGGAGCAACACUGGUUUUGAUUCUUCUAACACAGCUAGCACCAGCUAGCGGAUCCCCCUCACCACAGUUAGCCUGAUAGUUGCUGAGCAGUGAUGGAGUGGCUGGGCAAUGGAGCUUCAGUUCACCCCGACCAAGAGUCAAGCUGUGACCCAACUUCAGCGACCAGAGACUUUAGUGGUAUCUGUCCUCAUCAGCAGGUAAUUCUCCUAUGAUGGCCUCUGUGAUCUUGACUCCUACCCUUGUUGGUGUCACAGAGGUAACUGAAUUAAAACAUGCUAACUAGCUGAGUCUGUUUGAGUUCAUCUAAGGUUGUUCAUGCCAAGCUCAGCACCUUAACAGUAAGAACAGUAUGAGCCAUGUCACUGUCUUUUUUGCUAUUUGAUCUUUUCUGCCAUCACAUUUCAUCAGUAACCCACAAGGCACACAGCACAAGAGUUCAAACCAGACAAAACGACGACAAGGUGUUAACUUCAAGUUGUGAAACCACUUCAGCUUCUUGUCAACUUUAACAGGCAGCUCUGUGAUAAAGAGAUCACCCGUAAAGUCCUCUCAGGACACAAGCUGAAGUCUGAGCCAGUAGGAGAUCAUCCGUGAGUAGGAUGGUGAGAUCAGAGGCUUCAACAAGACUUUUCCUCAGCUCCUCGUUAUUCUCAGACACUGACAACAGUGUGUGAUGUUUGUUGUUGGCUAGGGGAAGGUAUUUUGGCAGUUGGGGUUACCAUGUAGCCAUGGGUGAUAUGGAAUCAAGCACUGAUUUAUUUUUAGCCAUCUCUCGCCCCACCCUGUAGCAAAUACAGCAUGGUUGUGGUCAUGAAAGCUUAAAAGCAGGGGCCUACAUUAAGGCAGAGAUCCAGAGUGAGAAGGCAUUUUGUGGGGGUCAGCUGUACAGUUUUUAGGAGAGCCAAAUAUUCUGUGGAAAAUGACAUACACUACUUUGAAUUCAUGGGAAGGGGAAAAAUAGAACUCAUAAGUAGCUGUGUAGUAAAUCAAAGUCUUUUCGUCUCAAUAUGAACCCCCCUGACUUGUGCUUUGUCAUGCUCAGUCUCACAACAACACUGUCAGAUUGUCUUUCAACAAGGAGAAAAGCAAGUCAAAAAAAAACACAAGUUUCUUAUUCAUGCAGUUUGGUCUCAUAAAGCCAAAAUAAGGCUGGGCGAUAUGGGAAAAAGUUUAUCAUGAUAUAUUUUUUCAAAUCAGUUGAUAUCGAGAUAAAUCACAAUGUAAAAAGUGAAAUUUAACAGUCCUUAUUGGUAACAUCUCUUUCACAAUACAAUAAGCUACUGCAUCUGUGAGGUCUUUGUGUCUCUUCUACGUUUUGUCGUAAGGCGUUGUGCUAGAGAAAGCGGACUGAAUGUAACCUGAAUUGUAACCUUUUGCAUUGCGUGUGCUCUGCCACGUGGCACUGCUUCAGGUGGAUUUGAGCUAUUCCCCAACUUUGCAAGAACAUGUACUCGGCAUAAUUUGCAGAGCACAUUUUACUCUGCUUCAUGUCUGACCUCGAAAAACCAAAAUACCUCCACACCACCAACGUUUUCAUGCCAGUGUUGUCGACAAUGUCAUAAACUGUUGGGCCUUCAUCUGCAUUUUUGCUGGGAUUAGCUCUCAUUUUCUUUUGUCCCCACUGACAGUGCUGUCGGCUUCACGUGUUUAAGUGCUAUGGUUGCGUGUAGCUGCAGCCUGCUACUACGCAGUUGUUUUCUACAGACCCGGAUCAACUCCUGUUUUCAUUGGCUAUUCAUAUAGUCUACUAAAACAUGGCAGAAUGCCCACUAUUUAAAAGGACAUUGACCAUGUUUUACAUUGAUAUUGAGGGAAAUAAACUUUUGAUAUAAAUUGUUAUCGUUUUAUCGCCUAGCCCUAUGCUGGAGCCUUUGUUCCUUUGGCAAAGGAGAGUUUUUUGGGGGUCAUUUUCAUAAGUUAACAUUUGUUUAACAGUUGAGGUGACAAAUUUUAUUCUUUGGGUGCUCAACUUCAAGAUUGCAAAAAAAAUGUAUGUGAGCAUGUCAGAUGUUUGUAAGGUUUGGUGUAGAACACAGGUAUACUUCUGUCUCUGGGAAAUGCCUGUCUAAAAGCAGUGAAGGUGGCUCUGAUUCAUAAGAAAAACUCUGAGUAUAGCUCAGAGGACGUUCAGGAUGUGGUUAGAAAUUGUUAAGGGGAAAGCAUAAAGACUAGAAACAGUAAGUGUUUGAGGCAUUUUGAAACUUUCUUGAGUCACAGUUUAAGUGAAACAGUUUGUUUUUCUCACAUCUAAUCCACAGCAAACAUCAUCAUUACGCCUUUGUGACUGUGCCAUGGCGUCCCUGUGCCAGAGCCAGCAGCGCUGUGUGAAGGCAUCCAUCGUCUCCAGCUGGAGGCUGGCUGAGGCUCAGGAUCAGCUCUGUUCACUGGGCGUCCACAACUCUGAGUCACAAGAGCAGGAACGCGCUCGGACCCUGGUGUGCUCCACAGAACUCAUACACACAGUGGAGGAGUGGCGCCGCAAGGAGAGCAUGCUGGGAGGUCAGGAACUCAGCCGCAGUCCUGUGCUUGGAGCCGUUGGGAGUUGGGAUGUUUUUGAUAAGGUAAAAGAAAGGACUUUCUCUUUUUAGAUUAGUGACACAUAAAGCUAGUGCAGAAAAUGAAUGGUGAACAAAGAAAUCAUAGAAACAUGGUCUUAAAGGAGCAGUUGCAAUAAGUAUAUGUGUGAAUGCAUUCUGUUCUAUAUAUUCUGUGUCUAUAUACAUUUUUUUCAAGAGUUUGUUCUCUCUUUCAGAGUAUCAUCAAUGUCCAAAAUCAGCCCGCAGAAAUGGAUCAAGACAAGUGCUCUUUUCUCCAAAAGUAUGAGCAAGAACUCAGGCAUUUUGGUGAGUGAGGAGCCGGAUUUAAAGUUUGUUAUAAAAAUAGUCUCACACGCAGUAAAUGUUCAAUCAUCUUGUAAGAUUUUGAGAAUCCACUGUUGUUUCUGCACAAUCUCUAGACUCUUGUCAUCAUUUAAGUGUAACCAAGUGAUAGUUUCUCAUUUUGUGUGCACAUUAACAGAGAAGUUGUCUGUCAGUCACCUCAAAUACACUGUCUGUUCUAAAAUAUUAACCUUAUUAAAUGUUUGUUCUGGAGGGACAGAAACUGAAUCUAAGAAGCUGCUCAGUGCUGGUUUAAAAAAGAAUAAUAACUUCCUUUAAUCUGUUUCACUGACAAAAAAGGGUUUCCAUACUUCUACUGUCACACACCGCAGUAGCAGGUGCCAGUUCCAACAAAAAUGCUCCGGUAUUUUUUGUACCUCUGCAGAAAAUAUAAACUGGUGAUGAUUUUAAUGUGCUGUUUUUUAGGUAUGUUGCGGAGAUGGGAUGACAGUCAGCGUUUCCUGGCAGACAUGCCUCAGCUCAUCUGUGAAGAGACGGCAAAUUAUUUAAUUCUGUGGUGCAUGAAGCUACAACAAGAGGGGGUAAGACUCACCAGAAAGGGAUGGAAAGGCAGUCCUCUAACAACCAAGAAAUAUGGCAUUUAUUACACUGAAAUCUGGACUCAUAGUUUUUGAAACAAACACUCUAUCUGUCAGAAAGUGCUGAUUGGACUGUAGAUAAUUCACUAUAAGAGAUCCUUGGCAGCAGCCACUGGACACAGCAAGUAGUCUGCAUUCUUUUCUCCUUUUUUUUUCAGAAAGAAGCUCUUAUGGAGCAGGUUGCACAUCAAGCUGUAGUCAUGCAGUUCAUUCUAGAGAUGGCUUCAAACUCUCAGCAGGAUCCUCGAGGCUGCUUCAGACAGUUCUUCCACAAAGCCAGAGUAAGACAUACACAACCAAGUAAUGUUAGCUGUCUGUUUGUAAAUGUACUGCACCUACCUGAGUGCCUAUUAACAGCUUGUCCCUUCGAUACAUGUUAUUACAGAGUCUAAAGAUAUAAUUUCAUGACUUUUGUCGCUGCAGGACGGACAAGACGUCUAUUUAGAAGUCUUCCACACAGAACUUGAGGCCUUCAAACACAGAGUGAGAGAAUAUGUACUCAAGCGUAGAGAUGACACACACAACAUCAUAGAGCAACACAAAACUGGCACAAACUGCAUACUGAACCCCAAAGAAGCCUUGGAUUCUUUACCUCCAGUAAGUGUUCCUUUUCUGCUUUUUUUUCUCUAUUAAUGGUGGGAGUGUAUUACGGCUGCAGUUUCCCUUCACAGCUGCAGGGGGAACCUUUGAGCCUUCAAUGUAUAUAGGGUAAUCAAUAGUUGAAUCAUGGAUUUUGUAAGUAUCAGCACUUAUGAUCAAUUACUAGGUCAUAGAAAUCAUACUAUUUUGCUCUUGCAUGGUUCUUUCAGAGGCAAAACAGAACCCUGGUGAUUCAUUGUGAUGUGUUUCCAUUGGAGUGUUUUUCAUAUCUGAAAGGUUAACUAUGUGAUCUUAGAUACAAAAUAAUACACAUGAUUAGUUAAGAAAUCAUGUUAUCACACAGUUUGUGCAACAGGUCCUCCUUCAACUCUUAUCCACAUAGUCAUAAUCUUAUGCUCAAAUUCUGUUUCUGUGUUUAUUUAUUAGUUGCAGGUUAGAUCAAUAUUGGGAAUCUGACAAACUAUCAUGAGUUACUGAUAAUAGAUUGAUCAGCAACCAAGAAGGCACUUGAUGGGGAGUUAAAACAACAUACAGUAUGUUACACAUAUUUGCUUUGUUCAGAAAUCUGCAUUUGGCCAUUUUCUAAAAAUGUUAGUAUUAGUAACCUGAAGCCUUCCUUUCUCAUCAUGCAAAUAACAACCAGUAAAAGUAGCUGACCAAUCGAGAUACAUUGAAAAUGAUACUGCGACUCGAGAUCGACUCGACUCCCCGCUCUUUCUACUUUUAAAUCACUUCAUAAAACUCAUUUUUAUUCCUUGGCUUUAAGCUCAGCAUGAGAGUUGUGUGAUCUCUGUCCUUUUAUAUCUUUCAUGGUCCUUUUAUCACUUUUAUUUCUUUUAUGCUUUUGUGCUUUUUAUUUCAUUUAAAAAAAAUUUACCUGCUUUUAUUUAGUUCCUCUUGAUUUCUUUUAAUUUUACUGUGCAGCACUUUGGUAAACUUGAAUGUUUUCUUUUAAAUGUGCUAUAUAAAUAAAGCGGAUUGGAUUGGAUUGGAUUGGAUUGAAUGUGACAGGUUUUCCUCCCUCAAAUAUAAAGUACGAUUAUUUCUCCAUAUAGUUUUCAAAGUACAAACAGUACAGGAUAUUCACAUCUUUGCCAAUAGAGAUCCUUGACUCCUCAUGAUUUGGUGCCUUUGGUACAAUCGUGAUGCUUUUCCAGAUGAGAUUUGCAAAAAAUAUCUUAAGAAGUUAAAAGCCUUUUGAAAUAACUUAUACAGAUGUAAAGUGUUUUUUAAAUUGACUAGUGUAUCAAUAUUCAGAUGAAGUAGCGUGUCAAAGUUGCUAAAUGGCGAAACAUUUGUAUGCGAGAGUGGACUGGGCCCCAAGCUGGCCCCACAGCUUGACCGUCUGCCAAACAUCUACUCAGAGAGAAGAAAAUACUCCCCCCUCUUCUCCCACAAAGGAAAAGGAGAGACGGCCACGCAGGAAUGUGAUCUGGCCCGUUGUCAUAGAAGCACAUCUCUCCCACUGCAUCGAUUCCCUUUUUUCUUAUUCUUUUACAAGUUCUUGCAUCCCUAGAUCUAUUUCAGUUCAAACCUUUGCAGAGAAAACGUGAAAUCACAUUGAAAAUAUGCGGUUCUGAUCAGAUUACUGCAUGAAUGUUAAAGCAGCAGAGUGCAGUUACAUAACCAUCACAAUCCUUUAACUCAGCGGCAGUAGGUUAAUCCUCCUGUGGCCUCCCUCCAUCUCAAUCUGAACCUAUUUGGGAUUUGAUUUGCUCUUGACCAGCCUCACCUAUGAAUCGUUUCUGAUUAUAAUGAGUCCCUCCUGUCUUUGUCUCCCUCCUCCAGGUGGCAGAGUAUCCUACAAAGAGCUGUAUAGAGUCCGGACUUUGGACAAACACAGUGAGGUGGACGAAAGAUGAUGCCACAGAAACAGAUGAUAUACUCACAAUGGAGACAUCCUAGUGACUGUAGAAGCUGCCCCUGCUUUUCUUCCAUCUCCAUCGUCUCUCCCAUUUAGGAUCAACCUGAGUUUAAAGGCUUUCUCUGCAGGGGCGAAAACAGCCGGAUAACAUCAGCGCAUGAACAAAAAUAAACAGGAUUGCAUAUGUUUUUAGAGCUGGAAUUCCUCAGCAGAGAACCGGCAGAAAAUGAUCUUUCUCUCGUGAUCAACAUGUCUCAGUGUUGUUCUUAUUAUGGCUCUGUGGAGGCCUCUGCUGAGUCCCAUCCCACAGCGUCUCCCACCAGCUAGAUGCAUGUGUUUCGCAAAGACCACAGGUGUUACAGAUGGAGCUAUCGUGUCUUUGAAUCUGGUUUUCCUGAUAGAGAGAAACAUUCUUCAGGUAGGGCAGACAAACUGACAAAAACUCUCAAAUUAAAGAUGGAUUCCAGACAACACAAACAUCUCAACAGGACAUUACAUACCAAAUCUAGUGCCUAUAGCAGGACUGGGGUCAGAUUUAAUGGUUAAUGGUGAUAUUUAUUGGAGAGAAAGUGUCAUGAGGUAAAAGGAUUAACUGAAAAUGUGUCGGUAAGCUCAGUGUAAUUCAAGUCAUUAGAUUUUCAAUGAUGAGCACACUUCUUCUUAGCAUGUUAGCAAUAGUGUUCUCCUGAAAGCUGUGAGUCCAUCUGGGCUGAAAGGGAAAAGCUGUCAGACAUUUUUAUGACCAUUCAUGACACAAACAGCCUCUCGUCUUUUAAUUUUAUCAGUUCAAAAUAUGUGCUGCUGAGAGAAGAAGACUUGUCUGUAUAUAUAUCUGUGUAUAUAUUUUGCAGCAAAGGUGUAGAGGAGUUGUGGUGUCUUGGAUAUGUGCGUUUGUCUUCCAGCAUUUAACUGGUGUGACUGCGAUGAAACUAACAUUGAGAAGUAGAGAGGUUGGAUUAUAAGGUUUCGUGUCAGGCUCUGAGGAACGUUUUCAGCAUGUGAGUGGUGGCACAUACGCCCGCAUCUUUUGAGGAAAAAUAAUGCCAUAUGUGUGGGCAGCUGGUCAUGUGGCUGACUCAGAUCCUCAAAAUUGAAAAGAAGAACAGAUAUUUCAAGAUGGCAGCUUUUGGUUGAUAUGAUUUCACUUCUUUUCUGCUGUCAGCUUACAUAGUUAUGAUAGGACCUGAUUGCUGCCAUUGCUCAUUGUGCCAGUGAUGUCAACAGAAGUAUUUUUUCUUAUCAAGAUCUGCAGUUCCUAGAAAGUCUCAUGCACCUCUUGCAUUGCAUUGCAGGACAAAAGCCGUUUUAAAAACAAGAGUUUUCUGAAUAGUACUCCUAGAGUCUUAAAGGAAAAUUAUCAGAUUUCCACAAUAAUAUGAACAAUUUAAGGGAAAGUUUGGCUUUUUGGGAUCAGGUACGUAUGAGUUACUUGCCAUUAAUAAGUGUAUUUCCCACAUUCAGCUCUGCCCUUUUGAUUUUCUGUCCUUUCCCAGCUGUUUUUUCAACAAAGGGGCCAAAGUUGACCCCUGUGAGCAUUACAAUUCGUACUGGCAAGGAUUUUUAAUUAAUCAGAGCAGUGUACUACAGGUGGAUAAUGAUGAUAAAAGGGCUGAGCUCUCUACAAAGACCUAUACUGUAUGAGUGAAUGCAGAAAACUGCAUCUGAAUGUUUCCUGCACUUUAUGUUUUCUCUUUUAAAGACAGAAAUGUCUUUUUUAAAGGGAUCGAGGGUGUAUGAGGCACUAAAUGUUACGAUUCUUUCUCAUACCAUAUUCUGAUUUUGUCGCUUUUUUUAUGUUUUCCCUGAUAUUUUUAUUCGAAAAACAAGCUUUGGCUGAGCUUGUGUAUAGGUUGUGUGACAUUUUGGUCGUUUUGCUCUGUGUUUGCUGCUUACUCACCAUCGUUCAGGGGUACUUGCACCAAAUUUAUAGGCUUCCAUAUAGCUGUCCUUUUAUUCUGGAGAGAGGGCAUUUUUAGUCAACAAGUUGGACAAAAUCAGUGUGAAAAAUCUGUUGAUCAACACAAUCAGUGUGACUUUCCUGAAGAUAAUGCAGAACUGAAGAUAUCACACAGUGCAUUAAAGACCAUUGCAUUUGUUGUUGAUUCUCAGAAGCUCCUUGAUCCGUGGACGUCUCACUCUUCAUUAUUUGAGUCUUGGCCCCACAGUGUUUUUCUCUCUUUUUUUGGAGUACAUCUAAAAGAAGUAUCCAUACUAAAGAGUAAACAAAAACAGUGGUAUUGUGAGAAUUUAAGCUAAAAUAGUGUACCACAGUGGUCUUAAAUGUUACCUUUCACUGUCCACAGUGAUUAAGCAACUAUGCAAAAAUAACUGUAUGGCUUUAACUGUUGUACCCAACCUGUGGCCAGUGUCCAUAGUGUCUCAACUUCCUGAAUAAGCUUUAGGGCAUCACUAUAUUAACAAGUGUACAUCCAACAGACUCAAAUACACGUCCGUUGAGUUGUGGGAAAAGAAUACAAAUCUCCAUAACAGGCUUCUGUAAGAAUUGGCCAGUCUUGCUGCUGUAAUAAGCCUGAACAUAAAACCAAUGCUAAAGUAGAAGUUUGUGAAUUGUUGCUGCAACACUUGACUUGAAAUUACUCGAUUGGUAGAUUUAUUAGAAGGUGACAUCUGCUUUUAUCCAUCAUUUAGUGCGUAACCUUGGUUACGUAUGGUGGAUCUUGAGGAUGAGGUUGAAAACACUUUAAAGGUGUAUCCUUUUACACUGUAAAAGUUUUACAAGCAGUUCGUGGCUUCUUUAUGGCUAAUUUCAAAGCGUUGAUCCAAUAAAAUAGUGUGAGAGAUAUGACUAAAUUGAGUUUCCAUACCUGUCGUAGCUUUGCUCUCAUCUCAUUGAGGCUUCGUUAACCAGCACUAGCACACUACCUUAACACACCUGCACUGACGUCUUUGUUGGGUGGUUGAGUUGCAUUGUUGGUAUUGUAGGCAGAUUUUCAAACAUUAUCUUGUUUCCUUCACAUUGAAUUUGAUGCUUUCUUUUAACUGAAUAGAAGGCUUUAAAAAGUCAGUUCUAGCAGUGCUUCUUUAACUAGCAGAUAAACUCAAUUAAAACGAUAAUUGAAGCUAAAAGCUCUACUUGUGGUGUUAAAUAAAUGCAGUCACAAAACUAAAAUAAUAGUAUCAGAAGUUUAUUGUGACUCACAAUAAAUACUUACAAAGCAGUUGGAUGUCGUCUAUGAAAAUAAUUGUGCUUUAAAAUAUUGUAUUCAAGUGUUCAAAAGUUCACACAGUACGGUUCAGGAAACAUUCAUGGCAUAAAUCUACAGUACACCAUAGGCAGGUUAGCAUUUAAGUAUCUUUAAACAAGAUAAACACUUAUUAAGACAAAACACAGAUCUGCAGAUCAAGAUUAAAUGUUUUGAUGUAAGACGAUGAACUGUGCUUAUAAUAGGACUUUAAGUUUAAUUCUUUGCUUAUUAAGUUAAAUAAAUGAAGAUUUAAAAAGACAUUUAUAGACUUGGUCACAACAAGGAAUGCCCAUUACCCAUUAAAACUGACUUGCCUGGAAAAGCAACAACAUUAAGACUUGAAGUGUUUGACAGCAGUUGUUAUACAAUGAUGGCUUAUGAAAAUAAAUCUUUUUUGAAUAAAUGUGUCUUUUUAUAUAUA
Molecule: messenger RNA, 10679 nt
Organism: Xyrichtys novacula (pearly razorfish)
Lineage: Eukaryota; Metazoa; Chordata; Actinopteri; Labriformes; Labridae
Source: the annotation of a GenBank genome assembly